Messenger RNA from Prorocentrum cordatum, 513 nucleotides. The record is from the annotation of a GenBank genome assembly. NCBI's taxonomy places the organism in Eukaryota, Dinophyceae, Prorocentrales, Prorocentraceae.
AUGCCAAUUCUGAGGGCAAGCAGGCGGGCCGAACCAGACAUUUCCAAACAAGCCACGCCGGACACUUCUGCCCGCACCGCCCAGGACGACACUCCUCCUUCCCCCAGGGGGGCGCGAAGAUCCGGGCCUGCCUGGGGGGGGCUCCGGGACCUCCGGGAGCGCCAGGAUCGACGCCCUCCGCGACGUCGGAGGGCUUCCCCCGAGCCGGGCAGGCCCUCCGAGCUCUCGGCGGCGCUGGCCGAGGCGAAGCGGAGCGCCCUGCGGCUCCGCGCCACGCCCAGGGACGGCCUGGCGCAGGAGGCUGCUCGGGCUCUGGUCGGCGGACGGCCCCGGCCGGCGGCUCUUCGCCAGCAGACCCGGCCGCCAGCGGAGCAGAGGCGUGCCGUGUGCUCCGGGGGCGCGCGCCUGCCGGCCGGCGACCCGCUGGCCGGCGGCCUGUUCAGCCGAGAGGCCAACAUCGACCCCGCGGCCCUCCGGAAGGGCAUCUACGAGGCCCAGCUCUGCAGGAGGUGA